Molecule: messenger RNA, 522 nt
Organism: Strongylus vulgaris
Lineage: Eukaryota; Metazoa; Nematoda; Chromadorea; Rhabditida; Strongylidae
Source: the annotation of a GenBank genome assembly
AUGGCGAUCAUUCUUUGCGUAGAUCUUGUGUCUUACUUGAUAACCUCAAAUAAUAAGGAAAUGGCCGAGUGCCAAUCAGAUGAGCUCCAAGCUCGAAUGUCAGCAUAUGCUAGCGGAGAAAUGGAUGUAGCUGCACUGGUAGAUGAUUCGCACCAUAAAGCCCGAUUAUUAGAGGAGUGUGACCAGCUCAAAAGUCGAUUGUCGCAGGCCAAUGAACGCGUGCAAGAAGUGGAGGCUAAGUGGAUCACCGACAAAGCGGCACUCGAUCGUCGACUACUGGAUCUUGUAAGAGAACGAGAUCGAAUGCAGAAGGAGCAUGAAGCCCAGGAAGGUACAUGGAAAAAGACAAUGAGUGAGAAAGAUAAACAAGCUAGAGAGAAGCAAGCAAGACUUGAACAACGAAUACAAGAGUUGGAAGCUAUCCAGAAGACAAUGCAGGCCGGCCUACAAGUUCAACAACAAGGCAAGUCCCCGCCUACGCCCCCGCCACCGGCCCCCGGUCCUCAUCGCGAGAACGGCGCC